CAUUCGGUCUGCGCGAUGCAUGCUGGUAUUCAUCGUCGCAGUUGUUUUUAAAAAGCUCCUGAAAAUAAACGAAACAGUGGUCGCCGAAGGAGAAUAUAUUUGCCGUCGAACAAUUGAGAGAUAAUUCCAAAUGCGUUUGCGUCGGUGGGAGAACAAUUUCCGUACGCCUGAUGCACGCCACUGUUCGUAAGCCCGCGAAAGUUGGGAAGACGCCGCGGCGCAAGAAGCUUGGCGAGCAACAGAGCGACGCUAUGGAUAUGUUCCUGACCCCGAAACGUCAGAAGAAUGACGAGGUCACGGGUAUCUCCCGCAGUGGCCGCGUCAGAAAGAAAUCCUCGAAACUCGUUGACUUUGAAUCGCCAGACGAUUACUCGGAUAACAAGUACAAACGACAGAAAGCACAGAACGUGCAGAGUCAACAACAGGUAUUGGAGAGAUACGAGGCCGUACAGCCCAGCCAGCCGAUUCAACCGAUUCAGCCCAUUCAGCAUGGUAGCGGUAAAAGGCAAAGGAAAGAUUCGAAUUCGAACAUUGGCCAGCAGCAAAGAGUCGUUAAGCAAGAGACGUCGUCGGAUAACGAGGGACAAUCAUCGGGAUCUGAAUCCGACGAUGAUCCCCCUGGGCUGAACGAGGACGAGAGAUACAGUAUGGACUCUGGAAGCGAUGAUGACAUAGAUCCUCUGAUGAUCGACGACAGAGAGGCAGGUUUUCGAAAGCUCGAACCACCUGGCCAAGAAACAACGCCCACGCAGGCGAGCAGUUUGUACAUGCUUGAGAAAUGUAAGAAAAAACUGAUUAUCAAAGAUGGGAAAAUAAUCGGUAAAAUGAAGGCACAGCGUAAAGACAAAGGGAAGACGAGAUUUACCGCGUACAUGUUAUGGGCUAAAGAGAUUAGGCAAGAAUUGCUAGAACAGUGUCCCAACAUGGAUUUCGCAGCUAUUUCUAAACGGUUAGGAGAACUGUGGGCUACGGUGCCGAAUCUGGAAAAGUAUAACUGGCGCAGACGCGCGAAACGCUUGGCAGCAAAGCCUCAUUCUUUACCUGCGAGUAAAGAUGAGCCCGUUUGGAAAAUGCCGCCGCCUGCUUCGCGAAAAAAGUUCAUUAAUAAAAUCGGUAAUGGAAAAGAGCAAAAGCCCGCUUCGUCGAAAAAAAUGAUACAACUGGGUCUGCCCUCGGUCGUAGGGAACAUUCCGGUGUCUCCACCGUCGAACCGAAGCGCGAAAGAAUUGCUCAACGAGCCGAUGAUAGGCACGGGUAUGUACAAAGUCGUUGGAACCCAACCGAUCGACGUGGCCGCACAUCUCAAGCUCCUUGGCGAGAGCUUGACGAUCAUCGGGGAACGUUUAAAGGAGCACGACGGUCAAAUAGCGGUAUCGGGCAGCCUGUCCGUCCUCCUGGAUUCUCUCCUAUGCGCACUGGGUCCCUUGAUUUGCCUGACGCAACAAGUGCCAGAGACCAACGGAGCUAAGCACGAAACACUUUCGCAGAUGCUGGAUAACAUUGCGUACCUUAUGCCUGGUUUAUAAAAUAUGUGUAAGCAGCGAGGAGUUGUACAUAUAUGAAACGAACAGGCGAGACGUUCGUGAAGGUUUCGUUCGAUAAACAGAGGAUACCUGGAUUCUAUUAUAUUUUA
Molecule: messenger RNA, 1633 nt
Organism: Ceratina calcarata
Lineage: Eukaryota; Metazoa; Arthropoda; Insecta; Hymenoptera; Apidae
Product: HMG box-containing protein 4
Exons: 5
Coding region: 171-1526 (451 amino acids)
Source: RefSeq, a predicted model, not a curated record